AUGUCAAGUAAUGGUGAUUUGAUCCGAGUACCCCCUCACAAACUUAAUGCUAUUGGAUCGCCUUGGCAAUUCGUGGCCUGGGGCAUGGAUGUCAUUGGCCCAACUGAGCCACCCGCCUUUAAUGGACAUAGAUUCAUUUUGGUUGCCAUUGAUUACUUCACUAAGUGGGUGGAAGCAACUUCUUAUAAAUCUGUGACGACGAAGGUAGUAGUUGAUUUUGUUCGUAACAACUUGAUAUGUCGAUUUGCAAUACCUAAUUCCAUUAUUAUAGACAACGGUGCAAACCUCAACAGUCAUUUGAUGAAGGAUAUAUGUGAGCAAUUCAAGAUUACUCACCAAAAUUCAACAGCUUAUUGUCCUCAAAUGAAUAGAACCGUAGAAGCUGCCAAUAAGAACAUCAAAAAGAUCUUGAGAAAGAUUAUUGAUAAUCACAUAGGUUGGCAUGAGGUGUUACCAUAUGCUUUGUUGGAAUACCGAACAACCGUUAGAACAUCAAUUGGAGCAACUACAAACUUUCUACUAUAUGGAACAGAAGCAGUAAUACCUGCUGAAGUUGAAAUACCUUCAUUGAGGAUCAUCCAAGAAGUAGAACUGAGCAAUGCUGAUUAG
Molecule: messenger RNA, 609 nt
Organism: Solanum stenotomum
Lineage: Eukaryota; Viridiplantae; Streptophyta; Magnoliopsida; Solanales; Solanaceae
Exons: 2
Coding region: 1-609 (202 amino acids)
Biological process (GO): DNA integration
Molecular function (GO): nucleic acid binding
Source: RefSeq, a predicted model, not a curated record